UCUUCAGUCAUUUCACAGCCAAAAUACGAAGAAGAAGAAGAAGCAAAAACCAAGCCUUUUUCUAGAAUCUCUUCAUCGCGUAAUCCGAGGUUUCGCUCCUCGCCAAGAUCGAAUUUUCUCGGCCUCAGAUGCUGUGCGGAACCACCGAUUCCGUACUCAGCACGCCGUCGAGUGCGAUUCCGAGCGGAGAAAUCGCGAGCCUCGUCGAUUCCCGAGUUCCGGCGAUCGUUUUCUAGGGUUUCGAAGCUUUCGAUACGAAUUGAGCGACGAUGCUCUCGAAUCACCUCCAUAAUGGGAUCGAGACGGCGAAGAUGGUCUGGUCGAGGCUUCCGAACGCCGAGGAUGGAGAACCCGACGCGCUUGGAAUCGCGAAGAAGAGUGACGAGAGCAGCGUCGAGAGCCUUGACUAUGAAGUCAUCGAGAAUCACGCUUACUGGGAAGAGCAGGCGCAAAGGGGGAAGCUUUAUGUGGGAUAUUGUGUGAUGGUGAAGUGGUUAUUUGCACUGCUUAUUGGCAUCGGUACUGGACUAGCUGCUGUUUUCAUCAACCUCUCCGUUGAGAAUUUUGCAGGCUGGAAGUUCGAGUUGACCUUUUCGAUAAUACAAAAAUCAUAUGUGGCGGGAUGUCUGGUGUACAUAUUAAUCAACUUGGCUUUGGUUUAUUCUUCUGUAUCUAUCAUUACACAGUUUGCACCUGCAGCAGCUGGAUCCGGUAUUCCUGAAAUUAAGAGUUAUUUGAAUGGAGUUGAUAUUCAUGGCAUCCUUCUUUUCAGAACCUUGAUUGGAAAGAUAUUUGGAAGCAUUGGCUCAGUUGGAGGUGGUCUAGCUCUUGGAAAAGAGGGUCCUCUUGUUCAUACGGGUGCUUGUAUUGCUUCUUUGCUUGGACAAGGCGGAUCUACAAAGUAUCAUCUAAAUUCAAGGUGGCUACAAGUAUUUAGAAGUGAUCGGGAUCGGCGAGAUCUUGUAACUUGUGGGUGCGCAGCUGGAGUUGCUGCUGCUUUUAGAGCUCCGGUUGGUGGUGUGUUAUUUGCAUUGGAAGAAGUUACAUCAUGGUGGAGGAGUCAGCUGAUGUGGCGUGUCUUCUUUACUUCUGCUGUUGUGGCUGUUGUGGUACGUACUGCAAUGGGGUGGUGUAAAAGUGGAAUAUGUGGACAUUUUGGCUCAGGUGGCUUCAUAAUAUGGGACGUUUCUGAUGGUCAAGAAGACUACUCUUUCAAAGAGCUAUUGCCAAUGGCAGUUAUUGGUGUAAUUGGAGGGUUAUUAGGAGCGUUAUUUAAUCAGCUUACAUUUUAUAUAGCUAAUUGGCGUCGUAACUUUUUGCACAAGAAAGGCAACCGAGUCAAGAUUUACGAAGCAUGCAUUGUCUCCGUGAUAACGUCACUCAUUUCCUUUGGUUUACCACUUUUAAGAAAAUGCACUCCUUGCCCUGGGUCGGAUCAUGAAUCUGGAAUUGAGUGCCCAAAGCCUCCAGGAAUGUAUGGGAAUUAUGUAAAUUUUCAUUGCAGUAAGGACAAGGAGUACAAUGAUCUUGCGACUCUUUUCUUCAACACUCAGGAUGAUGCCAUAAGGAAUCUGUUCACUGCAAAAACAUUUCACGAGUUCAGUGCCCAAAGUCUAUUGACCUUUUUGGUUAUGUUUUAUACUUUAGCAGUUGUAACAUUUGGCACUGCUGUUCCAGCCGGUCAAUUUGUUCCUGGAAUAAUGAUAGGAUCCACAUAUGGGCGUCUUGUUGGAAUUUUUGUUGUUAACUUUUACAAGAAGCUGAACAUUGAAGAGGGGACAUAUGCUCUUCUUGGAGCUGCUUCUUUUCUUGGUGGUUCAAUGCGGAUGACUGUGUCUUUAUGUGUCAUUAUGGUUGAAAUCACAAAUAACUUGAAACUCCUUCCUCUUAUCAUGCUUGUUCUUCUUAUUUCAAAGGCUGUUGGUGAUGCUUUUAAUGAAGGCCUGUAUGAAGAACAGGUGCGAUUGAGAAACAUCCCAUUACUGGAAUCAAGGCCUAAGUACGAGAUGCGGAAAAUGACAGCAAAGGAAGCCUGUGGAGGAAGAGUGAACUCCUUCCCUCGGGUUGUUAAGGUUGCAGAUGUGGUUUCUAUUUUGCAGAGCAACAAGCACAAUGGCUUCCCUGUGAUCGACCACACAAGAAGUGGAGAAACACUUGUCAUUGGACUCAUGCUUCGAAGUCAUUUGUUGGUACUUCUUCAGUCUAAGGCAGAUUUCCAGCAUAGUCCUUUGCCGAGUGAUUCAAGAGGAUCCAGGUCCAUCAGGCAUAGUCUCAACGAAUUUGUGAAACCUGCUUCGAGUAAAGGAAUGUCCAUAGAUGAUAUACAUCUUAGUUCCGAUGACUUGGAAAUGUACAUAGAUCUUGCCCCAUUUUUGAACCCGAAUCCCUACAUUGUUCCUGAGGAUAUGUCUUUGACAAAGGUGUAUAAUCUUUUUCGUCAGCUAGGUUUGAGACACAUAUUUGUUGUUCCCCGUCCAUCCCGUGUGCUUGGUUUGAUUACCAGGAAAGAUUUAUUGAUUGAGGAAAAUGAGGAUUCGGGAAACCUGGAGCUCCAAUCGACUAGUGUAAGAGCUCGACAACGCGAUAAGAGAUUAGUCGCAAGCAACGAAGAAGCGGAGCGCCCCCUUCUCAAUGGCCUUUUGGUCCAACAGACAUCUGGCUGAUCUGUUCAGUAUUCCUUAAUGACUAAUUUUUUCUCUUCUUUUCCUUUUUUAACUGAUUCUUCCAUUUCUACCUUCCUUCUGUCUUCACAAGUCUUGAUCUUAGGGGUUUAGAGAUAUUCGUUAAUAUUGCCCUCCUUGCAUAAGAGGGGUUCUUUAGACCACAGUGAAAUUUUGUAUCAUAGGUAACAAUAGAAGUGAAAUAAUAACAUGGCAUAUUUUUGCGACAUAAUUGUUUGUAUUAUCAUGAGAAAUAGGUGUUUCUGUGUGCAAUUGAUAUGAACCAAGUUAUGUA
This is a messenger RNA of Morus notabilis, 2955 nucleotides long. Its product is annotated as chloride channel protein CLC-d. Gene Ontology annotation, biological process: chloride transport; transmembrane transport. Gene Ontology annotation, cellular component: intracellular membrane-bounded organelle; membrane. The transcript has 23 exons. Lineage: Eukaryota; Viridiplantae; Streptophyta; Magnoliopsida; Rosales; Moraceae. Bases 270 to 2663 code for a protein of 797 amino acids. Gene Ontology annotation, molecular function: voltage-gated chloride channel activity. The record is from RefSeq and is a predicted model, not a curated record.